GAAUAUAAGAGGACAUCAAGUGCGGCUUAUUGACCUCAUCCAACACAAAUAGGUAAUGACUGCCUAGAAUACAAAAUUAAGUGUGUUGUUAUAUAUUUAAAGCUACUGAAACUUUACUGGAGCAAGAAGUCCCUUUCGCCUCGUGGUCCCUUCACGCUGCCUCACCCAGCAACAUCCGCCAUCCAUGAGUGUGACCAACUCUUCUGCCUAUCGAUCGGAGCGGAGUUUCCACCAGACGUCAUCAUCUUCCACCAGUAAUCCGUACAUGGAGAAAAGUCACGGGAUGUUUGCGGAGGACUUUGGCUCCUUCAUGAGGCCCGGGGGAGACGCCUUGGGCUUUUCCAGUGGAAGUGGGAAGAUCAAAGCACUCGGCGAUUCGUACCAGUUCACAGUGGAUGUCAGAGACUUUUCCCCUGAAGAUGUCAUUGUCACCACAUCCAACCACCAAAUUGAAGUCCGUGCAGAAAAGUUGGCCCAGGAUGGUUCCGUGAUGAACACCUUCACCCACAAGUGUCAGCUACCCGACGAUGUGGACCCUACCACGGUGACAUCAUCGCUGGGCGCCGAGGGGACACUAACAGUCCGGGCGCGGCGACACCCGGCCAAACAUGAGCACACACAGACCUUCCGCACUGAAAUCAAGAUCUAACUUCGUCCCAAACACCUUACUAAAUAAAUAUAUAUAUAUAUAUAUAUAUAUGUGUGUGUGAGUGUUUAUUUGAAAUAAGCCCAUCUCUUCAAUUCCCAUGCACAGCCUUGAACACUCCCAGACGAGAUGAUACUUUCACAUAUGUUGCUCAUUGAUAUUCUGAGGUGGUUCUCUUGAUACACAGCAGCCAUAGAUGCACACGGCUUGUACGCAAACGACAUUUGAACAGGAACACACACAUACAUGCACACACUCACACACACACAAUCAACAGGCAUUCAUUCACAUCAUUGUAAUUACAUAUGCACUCAAAUAAAUGGUUUCUCUUUUGUUGUAUUAUUAUAUUGUCA
Entelurus aequoreus (snake pipefish) is the source of this 999-nucleotide messenger RNA. RefSeq names its product heat shock protein family, member 7 (cardiovascular) (gene hspb7). The transcript is spliced from 3 exons. Lineage: Eukaryota; Metazoa; Chordata; Actinopteri; Syngnathiformes; Syngnathidae. Gene Ontology annotation, biological process: heart development. The record is from RefSeq and is a predicted model, not a curated record. The coding region runs from base 185 to 649 and encodes 154 amino acids. Gene Ontology annotation, cellular component: cytoplasm; nucleus.